This is a messenger RNA of Phoenix dactylifera (date palm), 2394 nucleotides long. RefSeq lists its product as uncharacterized. The record is from RefSeq and is a predicted model, not a curated record. NCBI's taxonomy places the organism in Eukaryota, Viridiplantae, Streptophyta, Magnoliopsida, Arecales, Arecaceae.
UUAGAAUACAUAAUGUUCCAAUCUCUUCACCUUGUUACAUGCCAACCCCAUCCUAUGCCUGUGCGACUUGGAACCCACCAUUUGAGCCGCCUCCACACCCACCUUCCUUGUCUUACAUAAAGUCCAAAUUUUGCGAAGCCUCUGCUUCGUCUUGGUAACCUUCAAUAUGAGAAUUUCUUUCUUUCAGUUAUCUCACAGUUAGAAGGUGCUAUAAAUUUCCAUUGCCAAGGAAGGUGCUACAGACUGCUGGAGAAAAGAGCAAGUGGAAGAGAAAGAGAGCCUAAUGCAGCUUUUCUCUUACAGAGUGAGGAGCAUAUGGACUAACUGGGACCUCCGAGCAUUUAUUCUAACCAGCUUAUGCUUGCAGAUCGUCCUCAUCUUCUCCGGGAGCGUCCGGAAGCGCAACAAAUCCAGAUGCAUCAGCCUCAUCCUCUGGUCAGCAUACUUGCUUGCGGACUGGGUCGCCACCUUUGCUCUCGGCAUCCUCUCUAAUAACCAAGAUAGUCCCUCCAGUCCUGACAAUGAGAACAACGACCUCCUCGCAUUCUGGGCCCCUUUCCUUCUCUUACAUCUUGGCGGCCCCGACACCAUCACUGCUUUCUCCCUAGAGGAUAAUGAGCUAUGGAUGAGACACUUGCUUGGACUAAUGUUUCAGGUUGCAGUCGCCUUCUAUGUCUUCAUUGGGUCCCUGCCACAAACUAGGCUCAAGGCCCCUGCAGCUUUAAUGUUUCUCGCUGGAAUUCUGAAGUAUGGUGAGAGGUCCUGGGCACUCAUGUGUGCAAGCAUGGACUGCCUGAGGAACUCCAUGGUAACACCUCCUGACCCUGGUCCAAACUAUGCCAAGUUCAUGGAGGAGUAUGCCUCGAUGUCGGCUGCUGGUCUACAAGCAGAGAUUGAGGUGGAGAAGGAACCUGAAACCCAGCCGCGAUCUUUGGACACUGUCGUGGAGGAUAUUAAUACAGUGAUGAUUCUGUCCAGAGCUCAUCGGUUCUUCCACACAUUCAAGCGCCUCAUUGUAGACCUCAUCCUCAGCUUCCAUGACCGGAACGAGAGCCAAUCCUUCUUCCUCAAGCGCUCUCCCUUGCAAGCCUUCAAAGUAAUCGAAAUCGAACUCUCCUUCAUUUACGACGUGCUCUAUACCAAGUCAACUCUCAUUCAUACUGUCGUAGGCCCCUUCUUCCGCAGCAUCACUUUUUCCUCGAUCCUAUCUGCCCUCCUGCUCUUCCUGUUCACCAAGAAGCAUGGCUACAAAGAUAUCGAUGUAGUAAUUACUUACAUACUGUUGGGAGGGGCUCUCGUUCUUGAGAGCUAUUCCGUUGGCCUGCUGGUUUUCUCGGACUGGGCAUUUAUUAAGCUGAAAGAUCUCAAGCAGUAUCGCCUGUCUAACAUGAUCUUUGCAAGCAUUUCUUUCUUUCGACCAGCCAACAAACCAAGGUGGUCUAAUUCCAUGGCAUGCUACAACCUGAUAAGAUUCUGCCUUAAAGACCAGCCAUCCACAAUCAAAAGAAUCAUGGCUCUUCUUACUGUGAAAGAAGCCUGGGAUAGGUUCUUCCAUACCAUCUAUUGUCCUGUCCAUGAUGAGCUGAAAGAAUUCAUCUUUAAGGAGAUCAAGAACAAGACAAGCAGUGCAGAAGACUCCAAAGGCUACAAGCGUUUCAGCACCUGCAGAGGAGAAUGGGCCCUUCAAAGGAAGGGAUACCGGAAGGAGCUUGGCUGGAGUGUUGAGGUGGAGUUUGACGAGAGCAUCCUUUUGUGGCACAUUGCAACUGAUCUCUGCUAUUACUUUGACGGCAUCAAUCACCCAAAGGGCAUACUUUCAGACCAGAAGAUUAGCAAGGCGAUAUCCGAUUACAUGUUGUAUCUUCUUGUAGUUCGCCCUUUCAUGCUGAGUGCUGGAAUUGGGCAGAUCAGGUACGGAGACACCUGUGCGGAGGCUAAGAAAUUCUUUCAGCGAGGAGACGCAAUGCCUGAUGCGACGCAAGCCUGUGAGAUGCUCCUUUCGGUGGAAACUAAAGUCCCUCCAAUACAGGUGAAAGGAGACAGAAGCAAAUCAAUACUUUUUGAUGCUUGUAUGCUUGCAAAGCAUUUGUUAGAGCUGAAGGUAGAGAAAAGAUGGAAGAUAAUGAGUGUUGUUUGGGUGGAGAUGUUGUGCUAUGCUGCAAGUCAUUGCAGAGGUUAUUACCAUGCCAAGCAGCUUAGCACCGGAGGAGAGUUGCUCACUUUGGUAUGGUUUUUAAUGGCUCACCUAGGAAUAGGAGAUCAAUAUAGGAUAGAAGAAGGACACGCUAGAGCAAAACUGAUAGUAGAGAAAUAAGGUAAAGGCUACGGCAGUUUGAUAAUGUACUCUGUUUCAAGUAAUGCACUUUUGAGAUGGAUGAUGUCUUUUUUGCUUAA